Molecule: messenger RNA, 1684 nt
Organism: Phycodurus eques (leafy seadragon)
Lineage: Eukaryota; Metazoa; Chordata; Actinopteri; Syngnathiformes; Syngnathidae
Product: gap junction Cx32.7 protein-like
Exons: 5
Coding region: 118-1047 (309 amino acids)
Biological process (GO): cell communication
Cellular component (GO): connexin complex
Source: RefSeq, a predicted model, not a curated record
GACAACGCUCGACGCUCACUUUCCCCCACCGAGGCGCCGACUUUCCUCCUCGUCGUCUUCACCGUUGUCUUUGUGCUCUUCUUCAUCGUUGAGGAAUCGCGACGAGCGUCGUGCGAAAUGGGCGAAUGGGAUCUUCUGGGCCGCCUGCUGGACAAAGUGCAGUCGCACUCCACCGUCAUCGGGAAAGUCUGGCUCACGGUCCUCUUCGUCUUUCGUAUCCUGAUCCUGAGUACGGGUGCCGACAGGGUGUGGGGCGACGAGCAGUCGGACUUCGUGUGCAACACGCGGCAGCCGGGCUGCGAGAACGUGUGCUACGACCACGCUUUCCCCAUCUCGCACGUGCGCUUUUGGGCCCUGCAGAUCAUCGCCGUGGCAACGCCCAAGCUGCUCUACCUGGGAUACGUCCUCCACGUCAUCCACGUCGAGAAGAAGUUGAAGGAGCGCAUGCGGAAGCAGGCCGAGCUGGACGACCAGACUUUGUUGUUCCUGCAGCGCAGCUUCAAGAUGCCAAAGUACAUCAAAAGCAGCGGAAAGGUAAGCAUCCGUGGACGCCUCCUGCGUGCCUACGUGAUCCACCUGGUGGCCAAGAUCUUCCUGGAGCUGGCGUUCGUGGUUGGCCAGUACUUCCUGUACGGCUUGAAGCUGGAUGCCCGCUACGUGUGCUCGCGCUCGCCGUGCCCCCACCAGGUGGACUGCUUCCUGUCUCGGCCCACCGAGAAGUCGCUGAUCAUCUGGUUCAUGCUGGGGGCCGCCUCGCUUUCGCUGGCCUUGUGCGUGGUCGAGCUGCUCUACCUGUGCGUCAAGGCGGCCAAGGAGUGCGUGGCCCGGCGGCGAGACUACACCGUCACGCCCGUCACGCCCGUCACGCCCGUCACGCCGGCGCCGCCCGCCGCCCAGAGGAAGGCGUACGUGGCGAGGGACGACGCCAUGAUGCAAAACGGCUUCAACGUGGAGCUGGAGAUGCAGGGACGCAAGUUUGGCGUCGGUAGGGCCAAUGAGAAGGCGGGAAAAGGGUCGCCGGGUAGAACGGGGGAGGUGCAUAUCUGAACUGUAUGCGAGUGUGUGCGUGUGUGUGGGUGUGUGAUGUGCCCCUGUGUAAAAGUGCGGUGGAUGCUUGCAGAUUUGUACCGUAUCAUUUUUGAGGAGUCAUUUUGAUGAAAGCGAAAAAGUGCGGGUGUACCACCAUUCACCAGAAAGAGUGUGGGUGUGCGCCACCACUGAGCAGAUUUGUUAGGGUUGUAGCAAGUUACCAACUGGUGCCGGUUUGAUAUUGCUAAUAGCGGGAAAAGUGUGGGUGUUAAAGCAUUUCAGCAGAAUCUUUUGUUUUUAAAAAGCAUGGGUGAUGAUACACCUGCAUCCCUCAUGGGUGUGCCACCCCUCUGCAAAAGUCUGGGGGAAGUGCUUACCAUACAUUUCUUUCGUAAUAUUGAGGAAAAACAAGAAAAAAGAAAAGUGCGGGUGUUCAACCAUCUCAACGGAAAGUGUGGGUGUUGACGCCCUAUCAAAAUUGUGCAGGUUGUACCGUAACAUUUUCAAGUUGCCAACUGGAGGGGAGGGGUGAUAUUGCUAGCAGUGGGAAAAGUGUGGGUGUUGAAUCCUUUCACUAGGAGAAAAUGUGUCUGUCUUUUUUUCCCCAAAAAUUCAAAUACAACUGUAAUCAUUGAUGAAAUUGUUUCGCUUCUUU